Messenger RNA from Anguilla rostrata (American eel), 1132 nucleotides. Its product is annotated as peroxiredoxin-5, mitochondrial-like. The record is from RefSeq and is a predicted model, not a curated record. The transcript has 6 exons. Gene Ontology annotation, biological process: cell redox homeostasis; hydrogen peroxide catabolic process; cellular response to oxidative stress. Lineage: Eukaryota; Metazoa; Chordata; Actinopteri; Anguilliformes; Anguillidae. Gene Ontology annotation, cellular component: peroxisome; mitochondrion; cytoplasm. The coding region runs from base 147 to 638 and encodes 163 amino acids. Gene Ontology annotation, molecular function: thioredoxin peroxidase activity.
AUUUAUUUUAGUGCGUGUGGACACACCCCCGUUUGGUAACACAUGACAGCGAUACAUUUGGUGCCCUAAUAUCCACUGCACUAUUCCCAGUCUCCAGCGCUGCGCGAGCUAUCCUGCGUAGACUACUAGCUACAUUUCUCGUCAAUAUGCCCAUCAAGAUAGGAGAAUCUUUGCCUGCUGUUGAGGUGCAGGAGGGUGAGCCUGGAAACAAGGUGUCCAUGGACCAGCUCUUCAAGGGGAAGAAGGGGAUUCUUUUUGCUGUGCCUGGAGCCUUCACCCCGGGCUGCUCCAAGACACACCUGCCUGGGUUCGUGGAGCAGGUGGCACAGUUGCGGAGCAAGGGGGUACAGGAGGUGGCCUGCAUUUCCGUCAAUGACGCCUUCGUAAUGGCCGCCUGGGGCAAGGAGCACGGAGCGGACGGCAAGGUGCGGAUGCUGGCUGAUGCAACUGGAGCUUUCACUAAGGAAGUCGAUCUGUUGCUCGACAACGAUAAGAUCGUGCAAGCGCUGGGCAACCAGAGGUCUAAGAGGUAUGCAAUGAUGGUGGAGGAUGGUGUGGUGAAGAAGAUCAACGUAGAACCAGACGGGACUGGCCUGACGUGCAGCCUGGCCUCCAGCAUUCUGUCUGAGCUGGUCUAAACUGGUUCAAAUUGUUUCACACUCCAGAACCGGUUAGCAUCAGUGCCCCACCCGCUUGUUACACUUGACCAAUCCUGGUCCAAGCAAGAAAGAUUAAUGUGGUCAACCAUGUUUUGUUAUUGUGUACCACAAAAAAGUAUUAUGCUUUGUCACAGAGGUAAUUUUGUCCACUGUGAAGAAUGAACAAGGAUGUGCCUGCAGUCUCGUAACAUUGAGACGUGAUUAGACAAUGCAGGGAAUUUAUUUCCACGGUUAAAUUGUUCUUUUGUGCACUUGCAAGACCAGGUUUGGCUACCUCCCAAACUCCCUGAAGUAUUCACAGUUUUAUAGCAGGCAUGUCCUGGUAUUAUUAGGGUACAGAUAGUCACGUAGUAGAAUGCCGAACUGGAUUGCAGAACUUGUAAUUUUGUUUUUGUUUUUGAGAAAUACGCACAAGUUGGGUUGUAAAGGCACGAUGCCAUUUUGUUCAAUAAAACGAUUCUCACUGCAGUGAA